ACGCCAAGAUGGCAGGCAAGCGAAAGUAACACUAUGGUCAUGAAGGCUUGUCAAAAAAGAUUCAGAUUUUAAUAUUACUGCUAUAAAAUGUUUUUAAUCGUUGCUUAAUCUCGAUCAAAUUUCUAUAUUUAUUGUUUUGGAGUUGAUUAAAAUCAGAGUUUAAUUGAAAAUGGAGUCAGAUUCAGCACUGCACGACGAAGCUCACGAUGGCGCGGAAGACUCUCCCUUGGAGGAAGCACAAGCGACCGACGCAAAUGCCGACUACUCUGAAGACAAUGUUACUAGCCAGGAUUCGGAAGCAGCCACUACCGAAGAAUCGGCUACAAAUGGUGCCGCUCCAACUAGCAGUAGUGAUGCCUUGGAAGAGCCUGAAUCUGCCGUUGGUGAAGCAGAAGAUGACAUCCAAGAUAAUGAUGAAGCGAGUGCUGAGGCGGAGCCAGAGGAAAUGGAUAUUGAUGAUACAGCUACUGGAACUGUAACAGAUGGGCCGGUUUAUAUAGGGGAUAACUGCUUAUCUACACCUGCAGCAACAGAUGAUGGCUCUCCCCAAGAUGAUGAACAUCAAAUGGACUCCCUGAAAGACCAAGGUGCAGAUGAGCUUGAGGGGACCGAGGCUCAAGAGGAAUCUCCGGAUCAGUCAAUAAGCUCAGCCACUCCAAUUGAAGGUGGAGUUGGGGAUGGGGAGGGUGAUGGUGACGGUGCACAAAUGGUGCAAGAUGAUGAGUCCAGCACUAUGGAUGAAGAUAUGGGAGCUUGUGAAGGUGUUGCCAGCAGUGAUGAUGUCAAUGACAUCAGCAGUGCUGCUCAGGAUGCAUUGAGUACAGGAAUAAGCUCAAGCACUGCUGAAGGUGGAUCGGACAUAACAAGCAGUGGUCAGACAGAGGCAGCACUCAUAUCCUCUACAGCUAAUGGACCAGCUGGGCUUCUACACUCUUUCUCCAUUGCAGCCCAACAGGCGCAUGCCAAUGAGUUCGGCGAUGCGGACACGUCGGAGAUAGAAGGAGCUGCGGACACGAUGCCGUCGGUCAGCGAGUCUAUGCCAUUGCUGACGAUGGCCUCGAACGGCGCCGCGCUGCUCUCUCCCGGCUUGAUGCAAGGGGAAGAGGGCGGAGCAGGCGUGUCGUCGUCUCAGGCGGGCGAGAGCGCGGCGACAGCGGGCGCGAGCGAGGGUGAGGGCGCCGUGAGCAGCUCCGUGGCCGGCAACAACGGCACGCCGCCGCUGCGACCCGCCGACGCCGCGCACGCGCUCGCCACGCUGGCCAGCGCCGCGCUGCACCACCACGAACAGAAUGAAGCCGAUGAGCCGAAACAAAUAAACGACGAAGAUGCUUGGUUCACCGUGGGAAUCGUCAAAGGAACCACGUUUACGGUUCAAAACUAUUUGUCGGAUUCAAACGUGGACCUGUCCAACUUGUCGCUGGACAACUUGCCCGACCUGUCCGGUCUGCCGACGACGCCACUCGAGCAUGGCACCGCCUACAAGUUCCGACUCGCGGCCAUCAACUCGUGCGGCAAGGGAGAAUUUAGUGAAGAAAGCGCAUUCAAGACCUGUUUACCGGGUUUCCCCGGGGCGCCGUCUGCUAUAAAGAUCUCCAAGUCCGUGGAGGGCGCUCACCUGUCGUGGGAGCCUCCGCAAGUGGCCGCCGAGGGCAUAUUCGAGUACUCCGUCUAUCUGGCAGUGCGCUCCAAUACUCAACCUAAGGAGGCGUCGAAGUCGCAACUGGCAUUCGUGCGCGUGUACUGCGGCAAGGCGAACACGUGCGUGGUGCCGCAGUCGUCGCUGAGCGCGGCGCACGUGGAUUCCUCCACCAAGCCCGCCAUCAUCUUCCGCAUCGCCGCGCGCAACGAGAAGGGCUACGGGCCCGCCACGCAAGUCAGGUGGCUGCAAGAUAUGAAAUCAACUGGAGUAAAAAGGUCAGGCGAGGGCCGGUUACCCGGCGCGUCGCCCUCCAAACAGCCUAAACAAAUAAUGCACUAAACGGAGUUCCGAGUGACAUAAUCAAAGUACCCCUAGAUUUAAGUAGUUAUAUGUACAGACUGAGUGAAUAUUGUUCGAUCCACGCGCUUUAUCAAUGUAAUUAAUAGGCCUUUUCGAAACAUAAAAUCUCGUUCUUAAAAUCAUAAUAGGUCUUGAGGUUCUGAUUUCUUUUAUAAUUUGGUACACCAUUCCUUGCUAUUAUGCUAGUGUCUUCAAAGGAAGGCAUAAUAAAAUAAGUUAAUGUAUUCGACUUUUUACUUUAGAUUAGUUUAUAUCUGCAGUGCAAAUUACAUGACUACGAAGGUUUAAGUGUAUUCUAUGAAUAUGAUGUAAUAUUGUUUAUCUGUGUGGUGUGGCUAAAAU
Molecule: messenger RNA, 2341 nt
Organism: Cydia splendana
Lineage: Eukaryota; Metazoa; Arthropoda; Insecta; Lepidoptera; Tortricidae
Product: host cell factor-like
Exons: 13
Coding region: 170-1978 (602 amino acids)
Biological process (GO): chromatin remodeling; regulation of DNA-templated transcription
Cellular component (GO): histone methyltransferase complex
Molecular function (GO): protein binding; transcription coactivator activity
Source: RefSeq, a predicted model, not a curated record